GUUACAGACCACGGUAAGUAGUUUGAUUUAAAAAAGUUUGUCAAAUUUUGCGACGAGAAUGGUGUGGUGUUGCGGUUCUCCUCAGUAGCAUACCCUCAAGCUAAUGGACAAGCGGAGGCGGCCAACAAAAGUAUCUUGCUUGGGUUGCACACUAGGCUGACGGGCGCCAAAGGCAGAUGGGUGGAGAAGUUGCCUAGUGUUUUAUGGGCACACAGGAUGACCUACAAGACAACCACGGGUGAAACACCAUUUGCUCUAACUUAUGGGGGGAGAGCCUAUCAUUCCAAUCGAGGUCAUUGUUCCAAGUUAUCGGGUGGCCCAUCACGACCCCACCAACAAUGGCAAGGAGCGAAUUGAUGAUUUGGACUUGGCGGACAAGAGGCGUGAAGUUGUCGUGGUACGCCUCGAGGCUAUGAAGAAGCAAGUUGCAAGGUACUAUGUCAAGAAGAUGCGCCCACAUGCCAUUGUAGCACGCGCCAGGUUCUCAAGCGUGGUUUUUGACCAGACUCCCAGGAAGGAAAGUUGGCGCCAAAGUGGAAAGUUCCAUAUCGUGUUCGCGAGGUCGUGGGCGCUAGCACGUUCAAGCUGGAGCAUCUCGAUGGCAAGGCGGUGAAAAGAACAUGGAAUUCACAAAACUUGCGCCUCUACCAACCAAGCUUGGCGCCUCUCCUUGGUUAAAGAAUGGUGUGGAGGUCCAAGAUAGCAGUAUUUACGUUUUCCAUCUUUUUUGUGAGUCACAAGUGUGGUGUUGAGAUGCGCUUGUAUUAUGUCCAAAGAGCCUAGAUUAGUAGCGCCGUAACGUGUGAAAAGCACCCAACAUAUGUAGCGCCCCCGCAAUGUUAAAGUGCCCGUAAUUAUUAAGCGCCCGUCAAUGUUUUAAUGUCCAUUUCCAACUAGUCAGUGCGCCCUACCUCGCGCCCUUCGACUAAAAUAAUGUGUGGUCAUACAAGCCCGAUAAAGCGCCCAACCUAGUGCCCUUUCAAACUAAAAAUAGAUAUAAUCGUAAAGC
Messenger RNA from Linum trigynum, 1009 nucleotides. The record is from the annotation of a GenBank genome assembly. Lineage: Eukaryota; Viridiplantae; Streptophyta; Magnoliopsida; Malpighiales; Linaceae.